Frankliniella occidentalis (western flower thrips) is the source of this 2474-nucleotide messenger RNA. RefSeq names its product islet cell autoantigen 1-like protein (gene ICA69). Gene Ontology annotation, biological process: regulation of transport. Gene Ontology annotation, molecular function: protein domain specific binding. Lineage: Eukaryota; Metazoa; Arthropoda; Insecta; Thysanoptera; Thripidae. Gene Ontology annotation, cellular component: Golgi apparatus. The transcript is spliced from 10 exons. Bases 266 to 1936 code for a protein of 556 amino acids. The record is from RefSeq and is a predicted model, not a curated record.
UGCGUGUGUCGUCAGUUCCAUUGCCUCGUAUCAAACGAGAUAAUUCCCAAAAGAAACAAAGCGUUAAAGUAUCCAUCGAGCACACUGCUCCAAAGCUUUGAAGACCGCGCCACAUCUUCUUUAAGCAUUCCAUAUUUUGUUCCGUGGAGCUUUAUUUCAGAUUAAAGCUGCAUAAUGUUGUGUUUUGACACCUCCCUUUGACACCAGGCUUCAGGCUUUCCUAUAAGCAAACACUGCGUCCACACACAUCACAACCAUAAGGACCAUGAAUGGAUAUGGAUAUUCUAGUCAAGGAGUAUCAGCAGAGCAAUGGAACAAUGGAAACAAUUCAUCAGCAAUGUCCAAAAUGGAGCACACAUUCUGGGUCACAAAACAAAGCGUCUUUCGAAAACUAGGCAAGAAAGAGGAUGAAUGUAUUGUGGCCUCUGAUGCAGAGUUAGAUGCAAAGCUAGAAUUGUUCCGUUCUGUCCAAGAUACCUGUUUGGAACUUCAACGAAUCCUGGAUAAAUACCAGGAAAGACUAUGCAAUUUAUCUCAAGAGGAAAGUGCUAUGGGGAGGUUUCUAAAAGAAUGUUCCAAAAGAGAUCAAACUAAUGCAGGUAAAGCUAUGAUAAGUGUUGGAAGAGCUCUAUCAUAUUCUGGCCAACAAAGAUUAGCUUUACGUGUACCUCUUCAACGACUUCAUCAGGAAGUGGAAACAUUCAGACAACGUGCUAUUGAAGAUACUUUGCUAAAUGUAUCUGCCAUGGAACGACAAAGAACUGAAUACCGUGCAGCUCUGAGUUGGAUGAAGAACAUUUCCCAAGAGCUAGAUCCUGAUACUCACAAACAAUUGGAGAAGUUUAAAAAGGUUCAAGGACAAGUUCGGCAAAGCAAAGCUAAUUUUGACCGCCAGAAAUUGGACUGUCUACAGAAAGUAGAUUUGUUGGCAGCUGCAAGGUGCAACAUGUUUUCUCACGCGUUGACUCUCUAUCAACAAGCUUUAAUUCAACAUGCUCGUCGGGCUCAACGAGCAUUUGCUGCUGUGGCAAAGGAUGUUAAAGGUUAUCAACAUUAUGAGUUUUCUGUGGUGCCUGAACUUACCGAAGAAUCAUCCCGUCUUGCAAAGCAAACUAGAGAUGCAGAUGAGAAGAAUGUGGAGGGAAAAGAAAAAGAUGGACUUCUCUUUUUUGAUACUGACUACCAUGAUGCAGUAGAAGGAGAUAAUGCAUGUACUGGAAAACAAAAAUCAGACAGUUUGCAAAAUUUGUUGAGCAGUUCAGUUGAGCAAAAUAUGUCUUCACUCAUCUCAAUUGACCAAACUGAUGCUGGUUCCAAAUUGAAGGAUGCAGGAAUGACAGAUGUCGACCUCCUGGCUUCAGAAUGUCUCCAAGAACUGGAUGACAUAUUGGGUUUUUCUGCUCCUGAUGGUAGUGCAAGUGUGUCUGAGGAUUGGGACGCCUUGUUUAGAAGAAGUGAGAUAAGCUCAUCAGAAAACAACUUCCCGUCCCAAAAUUCCUCAAUAUCAGGCUUGACAGAGAAAGCUACACCCUCUUCUUUAAGUGCAGAAAAUGUCUUUCCAUCUCAGCUCUUGGACAACUUUGCAUCAUCUUUGAAACUUCAAACAUCAUUGACAGAAACAUCAACCAGCCAAGGCAGUGCUCUUGCAAAACAUUCCCAUUCAUCUAAUACUACAAAUCCUUCUGCUUCAUCUGAGCUCACAUUCAUGUCUAGUUUAAUGGCAAACUUGAGACCACAAAACAGCCAAGCAACUUCUCAGGCACCAGGUCCACCAGGAACACCUCAAUCACCCCAAUCAGCAGGCAAUGGGAUGCCCAGUAAGUCCACAAACAAGAAAGAUAUGUCUGCCUGGUAUGAUCUCUUUGCUGACUUGGAUCCAUUAGCAAACCCUGAUGCCAUUGAUUCCAAAAUGCUGGAGGAGGAGCGAAACUGUUAGGAACAUAAUACUUCCUGCAGCGGUUGUUCCUGUUAAAAAUAUCAUAAAACAAGUUCUGAAGAUGAAAUUACUAUUUUUGGAAAAUUCUUGAUGUAACUUUAUGAAAUGAUGUGGGAAUUUUUUUUAAUGCAAUUUAAAUUGCAAAUAUUCUUUGAUGUUUGCUAUGACCAUAUUUAGAUAAUUCUUGAUGCUUUACUGCAAAUUAUUGUUAUACAUGUGGCAUUUUAUAUUUGCUUUCUGCAUACAUAUUUUUAAUACAGGGGUGUUCCUCAGAAAGAAUCUUUACUUAAUCUAGUCUGGAGGUUUAUUCUCUCAAUCUUUUUAAGAACCGACUACGUUACAUAACAAGUGGAGGUAGGAGACCUGGUACGACCACUUUGUUAAUCUGUAACCUGAAUGAGUUUUGUUUUUAUGUUAAGUAUAUUAUUUUGUUGACGAUUUGUUUCACAUUUUGCAUAAAGGGCAAUGGACCCAAUAUAUCAAAUGUAGUUUAUCACCACUUACUUAAUAUCAUGCAAAUUGGUAACCUCAUAAAAUU